Molecule: messenger RNA, 1761 nt
Organism: Melopsittacus undulatus (budgerigar)
Lineage: Eukaryota; Metazoa; Chordata; Aves; Psittaciformes; Psittaculidae
Gene: KLHL35
Product: kelch like family member 35
Exons: 6
Coding region: 1-1761 (586 amino acids)
Molecular function (GO): protein binding
Source: RefSeq, a predicted model, not a curated record
AUGCAUCGAAUGAUGAAAGAAGAAUCAAGUUUCAGGACAAACAGCCUGGAGAAAGUGACGCGGGACCCAAGCAAAGAAAAGCUGCACAUGAAGCUCUGCAGUGGGUCCUGCCAUGCAGAGCAGAUCCUCCAGACCCUCAACUCCUACAGGCAGAGCGGCAUCUUCACCGACGUGGUGCUGUUAAUAGAUGGACAGGAGUUCCCCUGUCACCGUGCUGCUUUGUCAGCCAACAGCACCUACUUCAGGGCCAUGUUUGGUGGUAACCUCAAGGAAGGCCACCAGGAUAUCAUUAACAUCCAGAAGAUAUCUGCUUCCACUAUGUCUCUCCUUCUUGAUUAUAUGUAUGGUGGGAGCAUCAUCAUUCAGGAGGACAACGUCGAAAGCAUCUUGGAGCUGUCUGACCUGCUGCAGAUCUCCAAGCUCAGAGAUGCCUGUGUCACCUUCCUCGAAGGCCAGCUUCACCCAUGCAACUGCUUGGGCAUCAUGAAGUUUGCUGAUUCAUUCUCCAUUGCUUCUCUGACAGAGAAGAGCAAGAGGUUCAUGCUGGAGUGCUUUGUGGAGGUGUCGUGCCAUGAGGAGUUCCUGGACAUGGAUGUGAAGGAGCUGGUUGAGUAUCUGUCCGAUGAGGAGCUGGUGGUGCCCAAGGAGGAAGUGGUCUUUGAGGCAGUCAUGCGCUGGGUACGGCAUGAUGUACCUACCAGGAAGGGAGCCUUGAAGGACCUCCUUGAACACGUUCGUCUGCCCCUCCUCAACCCCACUUACUUCCUGGAGAAGGUGGAAAUGGAUGGGCUCAUCCAGGACUCUAAGGAAUGCAUUCCUUUACUGCAUGAGGCCCGCAAGUACUACAUCCUAGGGAAUGAGGUCAGCUCGGUGAGAUCAAGACCCAGAAGGUUCAUGGAGCUAUCAGAAGUCAUCGUUGUCAUUGGGGGCUGUGAUAAGAAAGGGCUCCUGAAGCUGCCCUUCACUGACCUCUACCACCCAAAGAGCAGGCAAUGGACAGCCCUCUCCAGCAUGCCUGGCUACACCAAGUCAGAGUUUGCUGCCUGCACACUGAAGAAUGAUGUUUACAUAUCAGGAGGACACAUCAGCAGCAAUGAUGUCUGGGUACUGAGCUCCCAGCUGAACGUCUGGAUCAAGGUUGCUUGUCUACAGAAAGGCCGAUGGAGGCACAAAAUGGCAGCUCUUCAGGGCAAGAUCUAUGCUGUGGGAGGCUUUGAUGGCUUUUAUCGCCUCUCCAGCCUGGAGUGCUAUGACACCUUCUCCAACACUUGGUCAACCUUGGCCCCGCUGCCCCAGGCAGUGAGCUCGGCGGCUGUGGUCUCCUGCCUCAACAAGCUCUAUGUGCUGGGAGGUGCUGUGGAUGACACUGCUAACACUGACAAGGUCCAGUGUUAUGAUCCAGAGGACAACAAGUGGACGCUCUUAUCUCCCACCCCUUUCUACCAGAGGUGCAUCAGUGCUGUCUGCUUGGACAACAUCAUCUAUGUUGUGGGUGGACUCCUCAGUACAAUCUUCAGCUAUGACCCAAGGAAAGACAGCUGGAGAGAAGUAGCCACCCUCCCUGGGCCUCUGGAGAGCUGUGGCCUGACGGUGUGUGGAGGGAAGAUCUACAUCCUUGGUGGCCGGGAUGAGAAUGGGGAAGGCACAGACAAGGCAUUCACUUUCGACCCGGUGACAGGCACCGUGGAGCAGCAGCCACCGCUGCAGCGCUGUACCAGUUACCAUGGCUGUGUGACCAUCCUGCAGCACACCAACAGAUGA